ACCAGGCGUAGGAUUUCAUUCGUCGUUGCUGUGACUUGAUUGAUGCUUGAUUAAGUCUUCCAUGUUGUGAUUGCGCCUUGCAUUUGGUUUAGUUACAAAGUUUUCUUGUUCCGCAGACUUAGCAUUUCUGUGAAUGGCCAUGGAAGUGGAAAACCAAGCGACAUCUCCUGCAUUUGACGAUUUUUUGCAGACCGGAAGGACGGGUCGACGAAAUGCCAUGCCGGAUAUUAGAGCGGAAAACGCCGCAAUGAGCACAGCAUCAUUGCCAGAGAGUUUACAGAAAUUAACUUGUUCAGAUUUGCAAAUGGAUACAACCUGUUCAGAUGAAAGUUCAGGGUCAGGGCAAGUAGCUGAAGCUGCUGCUCCUAAUACGUAGCUUCCACAUGAAAAGGAUUUUUUUAAUUGGUGGAAUGGUCCAUAUUGAGGUUCACAGAGAAAUGUGGCUUAAAACUCUGGUUAAGAAUCUGAUUUUGGAUACUAGUCAACUAUUCAUAAAUGAUUGAUUCCUGACUUGGAAAUGGCAUUACAGGAAUCUGACAGCUAUGUGCUUUUAUAAACAAGUGGCUCCCUCAUUAUGUGAUAUGGUACAUACAGAAAUGGAAACCUCAAUUUCUAAACCACCUUUCUCCGCAAGCAGAUGUUCAGUUGUAUAUAUGUGGAAUUAUUAUAGCCAUUGUGUUUGGCUGUAUUAAAAAAAAAAAGGAUUAUUUUGUGUAUGUCAGUCUUCAACAAUCUCUGUUUGUGUUGUGAUACUUGUUUUCAAAAUUCCUCUUUGUAGUAACUAAGUUAUUAGAGCCUUUGUAUAACGUACCCUGAUUUUAAAUGGAACUUUAUACAUGUUUUUAAAACAAUAAAUAUUAUUAGAAAUCUU
Messenger RNA from Stegodyphus dumicola, 871 nucleotides. Its product is annotated as cAMP-dependent protein kinase inhibitor gamma-like. Gene Ontology annotation, biological process: negative regulation of protein kinase activity. Gene Ontology annotation, molecular function: cAMP-dependent protein kinase inhibitor activity. Lineage: Eukaryota; Metazoa; Arthropoda; Arachnida; Araneae; Eresidae. The record is from RefSeq and is a predicted model, not a curated record.